Messenger RNA from Geodia barretti, 1113 nucleotides. Lineage: Eukaryota; Metazoa; Porifera; Demospongiae; Tetractinellida; Geodiidae. The record is from the annotation of a GenBank genome assembly.
GUUGUCAUCACUGGAGCAGGCCAAUGUUACUGGCUACACCUCUACUACCAGCAAAUAGAUGGAGGACUUAGUGGAUCAGUGAAAGCUGCAGAGACAGAUACUAGCGUCGUCAUCACUGGACUAAUUGCAGGAGCAACCUUCUCCAUCAGUGUAUCCGCUGACUCCAGUACACUAUCCAGUUCUAGAUCCCGAGGACCGGAUAUUACUAUUCAGUACGAGAAAGUUGCAUAUCCAGUGAAAAACUUUGAGGUAAUUUCAGUAUCGGAGACCUCUCUCACAUUCUCCUGGAGCCAGCCCAGCACUGGGGCCCACCUCACCACUGGCUACAACCUGACAUGUGUCCCUCUCCUGACUGGGAUCCCAUCCCCCCAGUCUCUUCCCCUGUUGGCACCAACCCUCACCUCAGCCACACUGUCUGGACUCUUCUCUGGAGUUCCAUACAACUGCAGCAUCUCCACCAUAUCUGACAGAGGGUCCUCUCUCCCUGCCUCCCUCUGCAUCACUACCAAUGAGUCUGGUAUUUAACUAUACACACACACUGAACACACAUUGUGGGAAGGAGAGUAUUGUGGUAGGUGAGCCCUUUUUGGGCAUUCUCUUUCUUGUGGACUUGUAGCUCUAUGUGCACAAAAAGGUUUAUUCACGUGACUUCCAUUUCUCAGCAUUGUACGUAUACUAUGUAACCCCAUUACUUUCACGAUGACAGUAUAUAAUUCCCUCAGCUCCAUCAGGAUCUCCAGAGAUGUUAGACGCAGUGCCUGGAGAGAGAGAAGUGGAGUUCUCCUGGUCUCCUCCUCCUGUCACCCAGCGUAAUGGAGUCAUCACCAGCUACCUAUCUCCUGCUCCCCCUCCCCCUCCUCCCUUCCCUCACUCCCCCUCCUCCCAGUCUGGACCUCACACAGUGAGCCGGCUUCUCUCCCAACACUCACUACUCCUGUUCUCUGGUGGCCAGUAACACUCUGGGCUCUGGACCUCCUGCCAACACCUCAUUCAACACUCAACAAGACUGUAAAAUUCAGUUGAUAUUAGUUUCAGAUAUGUUAAUGCUUUCCCACAGAUUCCUUCUUUCAACUUCGUUUGGGUAAAGUUCCCACUUCCUGUUCUGAAGAAAUU